Molecule: messenger RNA, 1075 nt
Organism: Zychaea mexicana
Lineage: Eukaryota; Fungi; Mucoromycota; Mucoromycetes; Mucorales; Lichtheimiaceae
Product: urease accessory protein UreD
Exons: 1
Coding region: 36-944 (302 amino acids)
Molecular function (GO): nickel cation binding
Source: RefSeq, a predicted model, not a curated record
CCUUUCUCUCUCGCUUAAUCUAUUCCCACCCUCGAAUGCUCAAGUCGUUUGCCACUGAAAGCGAGCCGGGCAAAGGAAUUCUAGUAUGCCAAUGUCGUGAUAACCGGACCCAAUUCUCGCGUAUCCACGCUCAAUAUCCGCUCAAAUUCAUCCCUACGAAAGCGCACGCCGAGCGUCUUGCUGCUGUGUAUAUGCUGAGCUAUGGCGGCGGUAUUGUCAGCGGCGAUCUGUUCGACAUUAGCCUGACCGUUGAAGAAAGAGCCAUUCUGCUGCUCAUGACCCAGGGCAACACCAAAGUCUUUAAAGAUGGCUACAGCAAACGAGCAACAACGGCUGGUCCGUCGUCGAUCCAAUACAUUGUCAGCCACGUCCACAUCAAUGCGACCUUACUCGUACUUCCUGAUCCAGUCACCUCAUUCAAAAACUCAUCAUUUUCAUCUCGACAAACAUUUAAUCUCGCUGACGACAGCUCACGGCUAGUCCUUUUGGACUGGUUUACUAGUGGUCGACUGACACGCGGUGAAAAAUGGUCGUUUAAACACUAUAGCAGCAAGAUUGAUGUUCGUCUGGCCGACAAGUUGAUUCUGCGUGAUCACAUGGUGCUGGAUGACGACGAAAAUACCGAUAAAAAAAGUAUCAUCAAUGAAAAAACGAGCUAUGCAGAUCGACUGUCGCCAUACACAUGUUUUGCGACACUGGUGGUAGUUGGUGUUGAAACUGCGAUACGAACGAUCGAACGAAAGGCACAAAAACGAUUGAUGGCGACGAUGAGACCUCGUGAUAUGCUGUGGUCGGCAAGUCCAUUUUUGAAGGGCAAAGGCAUGUUGGUGCGAGUUGCAGGUGUGACGACCGAGCAAGUCCGGGACUUUGUCAAGCUUGAAUGUCUUGGUGAUGGAUUGACGGAGUAUAUUGGCGACGGCAUGUUUGCAAAGGUCCUCAUGUAAACUGCAUUCAUUUUAUUGUAUAAUUACGCACAUUUCCUUCCCCCUCCUUUUUUUUUUUGCUCUUUGUACUUUAUAAUUGCUGGAUGGGAAAUAUAAGUAAAAAAAGAUGGAGAGAGCAUUAGACAUUAAAC